AUGUCUUCUUCCCGAUCUCUGCUUUUGUCUCCUGGUAGUUCUGAUUGGAACAGCGAGCUCAAAGUGAGCCCAUCUCGUGGUAACGGUACCGGGGGUAUGAGGCGUUGCAAAUCCUCCCAGUCUCUCAGCAAACGAGCCAGGAAGCGUGCUGAUAUCAUCCGCCAAAAGCAUGCCGAUUCUCAAGGACUCCGCCGUCAGCUGCGGAGCUUUCGACGAAGCAACUCCAAUGCAUCUUAUGAUUCUACCGAGGAAAUUGUUCAGAAAGAUGCACAAACCGUGUCAGAGUCCCUCAAGGCCAUGGAAGACUUUAUGAACUCCGUCAACGGCAAGCACCGGAGACGCAAGCUGCUGGACGGUCAAAAGAAGGAAGAUGCUGCAACAACUGCCUAA
Seminavis robusta is the source of this 390-nucleotide messenger RNA. Lineage: Eukaryota; Bacillariophyta; Bacillariophyceae; Naviculales; Naviculaceae. The record is from the annotation of a GenBank genome assembly.